Molecule: messenger RNA, 5596 nt
Organism: Panonychus citri (citrus red mite)
Lineage: Eukaryota; Metazoa; Arthropoda; Arachnida; Trombidiformes; Tetranychidae
Product: mitogen-activated protein kinase kinase kinase 15-like
Exons: 8
Coding region: 469-4437 (1322 amino acids)
Biological process (GO): protein phosphorylation; MAPK cascade
Molecular function (GO): protein kinase activity; ATP binding
Source: RefSeq, a predicted model, not a curated record
AAAAUUUGUUAAUUUAGUUACAUGACUGAAACUCUUGAGCUAUUUAUUUAAAUAGCACAAGAGAAUCUGAAUCAAGAAUAUAAUUUGAGUUGUUUAAAAUUAGAAUCAAAAUAUAGUUAACUAUCCAAGUGAACAUCAUAUUUACCAGUUUAAUUGUUUUCUCGUCUUCACCAAAUUAGAUUAACUUUUAACAAAAUUAAUUUUAUUUGUUUACAUUUGUUUAUCUCUCAUUUUUCUUAUUCCUUAUUGUUAAUUGUUUACUAUCACCAUUCACUUAUUGGGUUAAUUUGAAGUAUCUGCAAUUACGAGGUGUUCAUGUGAUUGUGUUUUGUUUUGUGAUUUACUUUUAUUAGUAACUUGAAUAUUUUUUUUCUCUCUCUCUCUCAUUGACAACAAAGUGAUUGGAAAAUUAAAUUGUUCAAUUGGAAGCCUUUUAAUUAGUUACCCAUCCCCUUUAUACACCAAACUAUGGGUACUAUUGAAAGAUCAUCAAGUGAUAAAAUGGUUACUGAUGUUUAUGAACAUAAACCAAGACCCAGAGUUGAAGUUGUUUGUGUUAUGGAUUUGACUUUGGCUUCAUCAUCAUUAUCUCAACGGAAAAUUGCCUAUGAAGAGCUUCAAGAAGCUUGUGAAGCUUCAAACGCUUCAUUACAUUUAAUCUUAUUCCAAAAAUUGGAUUUCGGUGAAAUGUCCGCAGUUGAACAAUUUCAUGGAGCCGAUGUUGCAAUAAUUGACCUUAGUGUUCAAGAACAACAGAAUUCAUUACUCUAUCUUCUUGGUGUUCGUGAAAGUUUCGGAAUGAAACAAAAUAUACUUCUUUUUAAUGAAUUUAAUACUGAAAGUGCUUUACAAUUAAGACUUACCUGUUCAAAUUAUACUCUAAUUUCAUAUCGAGUCAAUGAAAAUAAACAAUGUAUCGUAACGGAGCCCAAUGUCAUCAAUAGACUUGGAAAUGGUGAUAUAAUUACCUCAUCUGAAACUAAAAUCCUUCUCCAUGUUAAAUUAACCAAAAUUUUACAAGAGAUUGAGAUACAAACAAAAGCUCAUAUGAAGGAAAAGUUUCUCAGUGAUUUGAGAAAAGCUCGUGAUGAAAAUACUGGUGAAAAAUUAAGGGAAACUCUUCAUAACCUGAGAAAACGUCUCGAUGAUCCUAACCUGAUUUCCAUGGAGACAGUUUACAAUAUGUUCAUGUCAUUUCGAGAGAUUCAAGAUUACGACGCAAUGAUUAAACUAUUCACCGAUUUACAAACAGUUCCUCAUCUAAAGUUAACCGUUAGCUCAGCGAUUCUUUAUCUCUAUGCAUUUGCCCUUAAUCGUCGUAACAAGGAAGGUGAUAGAGAGAAAGCGCUUAAAUUUAUCACCAUGGCCUUAGAACAAACGGAAGGCCAUGUUCCCGAUAUCGUUUGUCUUUGUGGUCGAAUUUAUAAAGAUAUGUUCGUCGAAUCGGAAUAUACCGAUGAUGUUAGUCUUAAGAAUGCAAUCAAAUGGUAUCGUAAAGGUUUCGAGGUUCAACCAAACGAAUACGCUGGUAUUAAUCUGGCCACUCUAUUAGUUAUCGAUGGUGCCAAUUUUGCAGCCUCCGAGGAGCUACAACGAAUCGGAAUGGUUCUGUCCAACCUUAUCGGUCGAAAGGGUAGUUUGACAUCUCUACAAGAGUAUUGGGAUGUUGCCACUUUCUUUGAGAUCUCAGUUCUUGCCGAAAAUUAUGCCAAAGCCGUUCAAGCCUCCGAAUGUAUGUUUAAAUUAAAGCCACCCAAUUGGUACCUAAAAUCGACCAUAGGUAACAUCCGACUGAUCAAUCGAUUCCGUAAGAAACCGGAAGACGCUGAGAGGUCACCCGAUGAGCAUAUAUUUAACUUUUGGAUGGAAUAUUUUAUCGAUGCCACUGAUGAAGAGAUUAGCGAUGUUAUCAAGUUUCCCAUUCUAGUCCUCGAACCUACCAAAACGUAUCAGCCCAGUUACGCGACAGUUAAUAUGGAUGCCGAUGAGAAAUCUGUCCAAAUAACCAAUGUUUGCCUCGAUUGUAUGAAAAAAAUGGACUGUCGUCGACUCCACAAUUGGGUGAUUGAAGCAUCAAACAUUAGAGGCGUUAGUCUCUACAAGCGAGAUGAGAGAUGCCUUUUCCUUUAUGUCCAUUUAAACUCGGAUGAUUUUCAAAUGUUUUUCCCAUCUGAAGCUUUGAGAGCUCGAUUUCAUCAGCUGAUCGUGGAGAUGACUGGUGAUCAAGGUUUAAUUGCUGACCUUGGAGCUCAGCAUGACAAUGAACCGAUUCAGUAUGAAUAUGAUUUAGAUGAUCAAAGGAGACCAAUUGUUUUGGGCGCUGGAACUUAUGGUAAAGUUUACGCUGCUCGUGAUAAAAGGACACAAAUCGAACUUGCAAUCAAAGAAAUUCCCGUUAAGAAUGAAGGGGAAGUUCAACCUUUACAUGAAGAGAUCAAACUUCACUCGCAAUUAAGACAUCGAAACAUUGUCCAGUACUUAGGGUCAGUUUGUGAGAAUAGAACUUUUAAAAUUUUCAUGGAAAGAGUUCCCGGUGGAAGUUUAUCUCAACUAUUGAGAUCUAAAUGGGGACCAUUAAAAGAAAAUGAAUCAACUAUGGCUUAUUAUACAAAGCAAAUGCUUCAGGGAUUAAAAUAUCUUCAUGAUCAAAAGAUUGUCCAUCGUGAUAUUAAGGGAGACAAUGUAUUGGUCAACACUUAUUCGGGUAUAAUUAAAAUAUCAGAUUUUGGUGCUUCCAAACGUUUAGCUGGUCUCAAUCCGGCUACUGAAACUUUUACCGGAACAUUUCAAUACAUGGCACCGGAGGUUAUUGACCAGGGUCAACGAGGUUAUGGGGCACCAGCUGAUAUCUGGUCUUUAGGUUGUACAGUAGUUGAAAUGGCCACUGGACGUACUCCAGUUAUCGAUGGUAUUUCUGGGCCUGAGAUUAUUUUCAAAGUUGGUUUUCACAAGGAACACCCAGAGAUACCACAAUCUCUUUCAGAACGAGCUAAAGAAUUUAUUUUACGCUGUUUCGAUCCUAAUCCAGAUACUCGAGCGACCGCCGCUGAAUUACUUGAACAUCACUUUCUAGCUGAGAAUCAUCAUGGAAACCGGAAAAAGAAAACAAUACCCAUGUCAUCUUCUCCUACACCCCAUAAACAGAGUCACCUUGAUUUCAAUCGUAGCAUCUCUGUUCCUGCUGAAUCUCAUCAACCUCGAGACGAUCGAAGUCCAGAUUCAAGGAAUCGAUUCGCAAGUGCCGAUGAUGCGACCAAACUAAAGGAUGAAACAAAUUGUAGUGGAAAAAAUGAAAAUCGGAGACCCAAAUUAGAUCGCCUUGUAAUCCCUGGUUCCCAAAGUUCAUUAAGUUCUGAAGAUGCACCUUAUGCCCGACGGAAUAGCGGAAGUAUAAUGAGCCCACCAAUCGAAAGUGCCUCGACUACCCCUCGUGACGGUGACACUGGAGGAUUUUAUUUGUUAAAGAAAGACUCUGAAAGGAGAGCGACAUUAGUACAAGUUUUAAAUGACGAUUCUCAUCUUAUGUGUGACACUUGGUUACAUUUACUCCAGCAAAAUAUUCAAGGUCUUCUAUUGACCUCCGAUCAUCUUCAUCAACUACUGGCGGGUAUUCGUGACUUCAUGCCCGAACAAGAUAAAGCUCCACUGGCCCAAGCGAUUUCUUUCGUUAAAGAAGAACUUGAAUUUGAUGGAAUCAAUCAGAUUCAAUUGGCACUUUUAUUAGCCCAAGAUGCGGUUAAUCGAGUCCUUAGAUGUCAUAAUAUCAAACCUCAUUGGAUGUUUGCUUUGGACUCGCUGGUUCGAGGAGCUGUUCAAGCAGCGAUAACAAUCCUUUCCCCAGAAUUGGGUGAAAAUUUAGCCGGUGAUUCAAGGAGAGAUAGUCGAGAAUUAAGUCCACCCGAUAAUAGAUUGACUGGAGCUGAUCCAUCAACCGCUUCAGCAAUAUCAACAUUAGCUUCAAUUCAAUCAGCUAUUCAUUUACCUUCACGAUCCUCUGCUAUUUCAGCCGCUCACUCUCAUCAUUUUGAUCAAAUUAAUCGUAAUCACCAUGACCAGUCAAUCCAUCGAUCUGAUUCACCUGAUUUUGAUGAAGAAAAAUCUUGCCAAUGGAGGAGAAAAUAUGAAAAAGUUAGAGCCGAGAAUUUAGAUUUGUUUCAACAACUACUUACAACAGAAAAUCAACUUAAUUUCUUAUUAAAAGCUCAACUUGCCGAGAGACAGAAACAAAUUGAAUCAUUUAUCUCAUCAAAUAAUAAUCUCUCCCUUCCAAAUGGUUCAAAUCAACAUGAAACACCACCAACAUCUCAAUCAAUGGAUCAAACAAUUAACCUUACCAAUCAAUCAACAAAAUUACCAAAUAUCAUAAUCGGUAGCGAUUCAUUCAAUGGUGUCGAUCAAAGCUCAAGUAACCAGUUAAAAUCUCAUACAAACAAAUGACAAUCAAAGUACAAGUGACACAAAAUCAUGAAAAGUUGUGACAAAUUUGAUAAAAGGCCAAAACAUCAACAAAAUGGACAAAAAUAAUCAUCAAUCUUAAUUAUAUUUUCAUUUAAAUAAAAUGCACCAAAUGUUAACCCCCCCGACCCUCACAUAGAUGGCAGCAUAAACUUAACUGUCAAAGCGUUAGACACCUAAGCUAGUCGAAACACUGACGACUGACUGACUCGCAAGUUUUUUCGACUCACUCGGCUGUAAGUCGACUCAUCGACUUUCGUCGAAGUCGGUGCUUUAUCGACUCACUAGUCGACUCACUUGUAACUUAAACUUAAUAAAUUAAAGGAGUUCAAACAGAAAAAAAGUUUGGUAUGCGCUUUUAAAAAGAUUUCUCUUUGAAAACUGCAUUUUCAGCCUUGUCUGGGGCUAAUUGAAACUUUUUAUACUAAAUUCAAAACCAGAAAAUCUAUCAGUUGGUGACCUUGAUUUGCGAAUGGACAAUAUGACUCGAAAUUCAAGUUAAUUUUGCAUUUAAGUCGACUCAAAGUCGACUAACUUGAGUCGACCGAGUUGAUUGAUUUUCGGCUUCGACUCGAGUCGCUUUCUAGUCGACUGACUGACUGACUCGAUCGACUAGCUUCGGUAUCUACAAAGCGUGUUCGAUCACCGGUGACACCUGACGGAAGAAAUCGCAACGAUUGUGGAAACUGCUGCCAUCUGGAGUUCGAGUCAAGUGAAGUUCAAUUUGUCCUUCUAAUCAAUGUUUUGAUUUUUUGUUAUUCAUUUUAAUUGUGAAUCAAUUUGUUAUUCUGAUUAUUUUGUUAAUUAAUUCAGACUAAAGAUGACUUAUUGGAGAGAGUUAAGCAAGAUGGUUCGACAAACAAUGGAAAGAGCCAACCCGGAAACAGGAUUCAGAUUAAUGUGUCCUCUUAUCGCUGUUUGGGCUUUCACAAUGGAGUUUAUUACUGGAGGUGUUCAUGAACAUCAUUCAAGUCAUGGUGACAAUCACAAUAACCAUGGUCAUCAUUAAUUGUUAGAUUUUUUUGUUUCCCUUCUUGUAAUGUAAACUUUGAUCUUUGUACAAUGGGUUUGGUUUGUUCUAAAUUGAAUUGUAUGAAUCAAUUUCAUUUAAAAAUAAAAUAGUAGGAAUUUAUUCAAAUAA